Molecule: messenger RNA, 5143 nt
Organism: Bufo gargarizans (Asiatic toad)
Lineage: Eukaryota; Metazoa; Chordata; Amphibia; Anura; Bufonidae
Gene: DNM2
Product: dynamin 2
Exons: 22
Coding region: 98-2737 (879 amino acids)
Cellular component (GO): cytoplasm; membrane; microtubule
Molecular function (GO): GTP binding; GTPase activity; microtubule binding
Source: RefSeq, a predicted model, not a curated record
GACCAAUAGCGUAUGCCAGGUGGCGGCCGUUGGGCAGAGUGGAUGGCAGAGGAAGCCGAGCGGUAACGGAGAGCUGUCCGAGUGACCGUCAGCAACCAUGGGGAACCGGGGGAUGGAGGAGCUGAUUCCCCUCGUCAACAAGCUCCAGGACGCGUUCAGUUCCAUAGGCCAAUCCUGCAACCUCGACUUGCCGCAGAUAGCCGUGGUGGGAGGACAGAGCGCCGGCAAGAGUUCCGUGCUGGAAAACUUCGUCGGCCGAGACUUCUUGCCCCGUGGAUCCGGCAUCGUCACACGUCGUCCCCUCAUCCUCCAGCUCAUAUUUUCUAAAACAGAAUACGCUGAAUUCCUUCACUGCAAAUCCAAGAAAUUCACAGACUUUGAUGAGGUUCGUCAGGAGAUCGAAGCGGAAACUGAGAGAGUAACUGGAUCAAACAAAGGCAUCUCACCAGUACCCAUCAAUCUGCGGGUAUAUUCUCCUCAUGUUCUGAACUUGACCUUGAUUGACCUCCCGGGUAUCACCAAGGUCCCUGUUGGUGACCAACCACAGGACAUAGAAUACCAGAUCAAGGACAUGAUUCUGCAGUUCAUCUCCCGGGAGAGCUGCCUCAUCCUGGCCGUCACGCCCGCCAAUACCGAUCUGGCAAACUCGGACGCCCUGAAAAUGGCCAAGGAGGUGGAUCCACAAGGUUUACGGACUAUUGGUGUUAUAACCAAGCUGGAUUUAAUGGACGAAGGCACAGACGCCAGGGACAUUCUGGAGAACAAACUACUGCCAUUAAGAAGAGGUUAUAUUGGGGUUGUGAACAGAAGUCAGAAGGACAUAGAUGGUAAAAAAGAUAUCCGGGCAGCUCUGGCAGCAGAAAGGAAGUUUUUCCUGUCUCAUCCUGGGUAUCGGCACAUAGCUGACAAAAUGGGAACGCCUCAUUUACAGAAGACCUUAAAUCAGCAACUCACCAACCACAUCCGGGAGACUCUGCCUGCCCUGAGGAGCAAACUGCAGAGUCAGAUGCUUUCCCUGGAGAAGGAGGUAGAGGAGUAUAAAAACUUCCGCCCAGAUGAUCCCACUAGGAAGACGAAAGCUCUCCUUCAGAUGGUGCAGCAGCUUGGAGUGGAUUUUGAGAAGAGAAUUGAAGGAUCGGGCGACCAGGUGGACACGCUGGAGCUCUCUGGAGGUGCCAGGAUUAACCGCAUUUUCCAUGAACGUUUUCCCUUUGAGCUUGUGAAGAUGGAGUUUGACGAGAAAGAUCUGCGGAGAGAAAUCAGCUACGCCAUUAAGAACAUCCACGGCGUGAGGACGGGUCUCUUUACCCCGGAUAUGGCCUUUGAGGCCAUAGUGAAGAAGCAGGUGGUAAAACUGAAGGAACCGUGCCUGAAAUGCGUGGAUCUGGUCAUCCAGGAGCUGAUCAACACUGUGAGGCAAUGUACAGUCAAGCUUUCCUCCUAUCCCAGACUUCGAGAAGAAAGUGAGAGGAUUGUCACAACGUACGUCCGGGAGAGGGAAGGGAAAACGAAAGAUCAGAUACUUCUACUGAUAGACAUUGAGUUGUCUUACAUCAACACCAAUCAUGAAGAUUUCAUUGGAUUUGCCAACUGUUAUACCGAGCAGCUCGUCCCAGGUGCGCAGCAGAGGAGCACCCAGCUCAACAAGAAGAGAACCGUCCCCAACCAGGGAGAGAUUCUGGUCAUCAGGAGAGGCUGGUUAACCAUCAAUAACAUAAGCAUCAUGAAGGGCGGCUCCAAGGAGUACUGGUUCGUGCUGACCGCCGAGUCCUUGUCCUGGUAUAAGGAUGAUGAGGAGAAAGAGAAGAAGUACAUGCUGCCGCUGGACAACCUGAAGAUCAGAGAUGUGGAGAAGGGGUUCAUGUCCACAAAACACAUCUUUGGCAUUUUCAACACUGAACAGCGGAACGUAUAUAAGGACUUGCGUCAGAUAGAACUUGCCUGUGACUCCCAGGAGGAUGUGGACAGCUGGAAGGCCUCUUUCCUCCGAGCCGGGGUCUAUCCUGAAAAAGACCAGACAGAAAAUGAAGAUGAAGUCCAGGAAAACACGUUCUCCAUGGACCCUCAGCUGGAAAGACAGGUGGAGACCAUCCGAAACCUGGUGGACUCCUACAUGGCAAUUAUCAAUAAGUCCAUCCGUGAUCUUAUGCCAAAGACCAUAAUGCACCUCAUGAUUAAUAAUACAAAAGACUUCAUUCACUCGGAGCUGCUGGCGUUUCUGUACUCCUCCACUGACCAGAACAGCCUUAUGGAGGAGUCUGCGGACCAGGCUCAGCGACGAGACGAAAUGCUCAAGAUGUACCAUGCACUGAAGGAGUCUCUGAAUAUCAUUGGUGACAUUACCACUAGCACGAUCACCACCCCUGUCCCUCCACCGGUGGACGACGCCUGGCUGCAGAACUCCAGCAGCGGACACAGUCCAAAUGUGCAGAGGAGACCGGCUACCAACAUCUUGCCUCCAAGCCGCCCGCCUGCGGUGAGGGGCCCAACUCCUGGGCCCCCACUCAUCCCUAUACCUGCAGGAGGCGCUGCGUAUCCACCUAUCCCAUCCCGCCCUGGUUCUGUGGCUCCUUUCCCUGCUGCUAACAAUGACCCAUUCUCUGCACCUCCACAGAUCCCAAACCGGCCAGCUCGUAUACCCCCUGGUGUACCUCCCGGUGUGCCCAGCCGGAGACCUCCCGCCGCCCCAAAUCGUCCCACCAUAAUCCGACCAGCAGAGCCCUCCUUACUAGACUAAGCCUCGGGAGGGGGCGAUUAGAGCAAAGUUUUUCUGCCAUUGCAAUCCUUGUUUGGGAGAGGGGAUUUAUGCGCAGGGUGUUGGUCUCCAUUAUCACAGAUGCCGUGCCACCCGGGUGCCGAAUCUGUCCUCGCUCUCGUCACCACUGCCGCUAGGAAUAAACUUUAUACACCUCCACGUGAUCCGCAUAGAGCGAAUGACUGUGUGUGCAGGCGGCUGCAGGUUCGAUGGCGGCCAUUCAGUAUUUCCUUUACCAUCAGUGAUCUGCCAUCUGUAGCUCUUUCAGCCCCAACAGCGAGAGCGCCACUGGUGGCAGCCCACUGCAUUGCAAGGGUUCAGUGAGAAGCGGAGUCUGUUUCUGUCUGUAGUCAGAUCAGUGAACUACAGCGUUAAAUUUGGUGUCGAGCGGAAAAAGUGUGACGUUAAUGGGGGGGGGGGGGGGGGAAGACUGCUUAAAAGGCAUCUGUCAGCAGUUUUUUUUACCUCUGACAAUGGCUGACCUGUUACAUGUGUCCUUGGCAGCUUAAGGCACCUGUGUUGGUCCCAUGUUCAUAUUUUCAUUGCUGGGAAAAAUGAUGUUUUACUAUGUGCAAUGGGGGCGUUGCCGUUGCACCUAGAGGCUCUGCCCUCUGUACCUGCCUCACAGUCUGCAUUUUGACAGGGCCAGGCAGUGUAAAAGUCAUCACACCUGGCUGUGUCAGGAGCGGAGCCUUUAGGUGUAAUGGUAACGCCCCCGUUGCUCCUAGAGGCUCAUUUUCAUAUAGUAAAACAUAGUUUCUCUCAACAAUGCGGGCACAUAUGUACAUGGGACCAACACAGAUGCCUUCAGCUGCCAAUCGCACAUGUAACAGGUCAGCCAGUGUCAUAGGGACAAAACUGCUGACAGAUCCCCUUUAGCAUCCACAGUGUGUAAUAUAUAUAUAUGUGACCGCCGGUAAGUCCCGGUUUUAACACCCCUCUCCCCCUAUUCCAAGCACGGGAUAUACUGAUCUAUGCUCAUGAGAUGAGUGUACAGUUUUUGGAUCUUUAAAAAAAAAUUGCAUUCAUUUUCAUAUAUAUUUAACAGUCUCUAUAAAAAACCUAUAUCCUGUGAAGAUUUUUUAUUUUUUCUUUCCUCCAGAAUUUAGAGUUGAAUUCUCUAUAAAUCAGUGCCUUGUAUACUGUACGGGUGUGAGGGGUAGAGGAGAAGGGCGAGUUCAGAAUCAUCCGCCACCAUGAAGAUGAUGGUGUCUAGACUUUGCAAACUGCUUGGAACUGGGGCAGGAUCUGCUGGUGCAGCUUUGGGCGGCAUAUCAUAGCAGCGGGGGGGAUGAACAACGUAAAAAAUGAAAAUCAUAUAGUACAUGCCAAUCUCUUUCUAAAUAAAUUUAAAAAAAAAGCUAGAACCAGCCCUGUACGUCACAUGGGACCAGCGAUCUGCCCAUGUAUUGCUCCAUUUGUUCCACUACAUUUAUUUCAAGCUGACAGCUCAGGGGGCAUGUCCUUUCUGCUGCAUCUGGUGGCAGUUGAAAGAAUUGAGCAUGUGCGUCCACCUCCGUGAGCUGGACAGAGAAAUUAGUGAAAGAGCACUGAAUCUGCUAAAGCAAGGAAUAAGAUGAAGAUGAACCCCAACUACCCGUCAAUUGGCUCUAGUGAGGAUAAGUGUCUAAAAGGUGCUGCUUAUCUCCUGGUCUAGUUCCUAUAGAUGGACCGUACAGGAACCUGACCUCAUGCCUUCAUCUAUCAUUGCUAGACAUGGCUCCGAGCACCCUUGUACCCCAGCACGGCCAUUAAGAGGGGCGGUAAGAGCACUGUCCAUGCACUUAAAGGAAAGUUCUGGUGAUCCACGGUUACUCCAUCUUGGAACGUGCCCCUCACCUGCACAGUGUAAAGAUCUUUAGGCUGCCUGUUUUCCCUGUUACGGUAUAGUUUCUACAGUGCAGCAGCUAAUGGCAGUGCCUUCCUGUGACAACUAAGCUCCGCCCACUACAUAAGUCGUCAGAAAGUCGGAAUAUUCGUUUUAACUGUUCUUGGGCCGAUGGGGGUGACAAAUUAACGUGCACAGGCAACUGCACGUCCCUGCUCCCUGAGUACAAGCAGUUUGUACAGUCACACACCAGCCCCUCCAGCAGACCUGUCAGCUGAACACAUGGGGGUUUGGGCUAUGACUUGGGCUGUCCAGUACCAGAGGCUGCUGGAGUGGAGGUCAGUGAUGCUACUGGACGGGCCGAGCACUGCCGCCACCUGCAGGGGAGGUUCUGAUCCAGUCCGUGUCUCACCAGAGAUAGAGGAAGCGCCCUGGACUCUGAGUCUUUAUAUAGUUGUAAAGGAGCCGCUGGUUUGUUACCCCCGAGAAGAACUGUGUACAACUUACCUCCCUGAUUCUGUACCUUAUUAAUAAACUAAAAUAAAGGGAACUUUAUCCUC